GGCGCUGUCUCGGGUCGUGGGUUUAAUAAUUACAUGUCGGGGUAUAGGUGUUAAUUUUCCGCGACGGAUUAAAACGUCGGGCUUGACGGAUUGCCGCCAAAUACGAUGGAGCGUCUCGCUUUGCUGUUGGCCGUGCUGGCCGCCGUGCGGGCUGAGUUCCCAACCAAGGAAUUUGUAGAAAUGUUAAAACCAGUCAUCUUAAAAUGCGAAGAAAAAACUGGUGUAAAUAAAGAUUUUGUUGACCAGUUCAAUAAAGGCACAAUGGUCGAUGACCCCACAUUCAAGUGCUACCUCAAAUGCAUGUUUCUGGAAUUUGAAGUCCUAGAUCCAACUUCCGGCCACUUCCGCUACGAAAAAAUGUUAGGAAUUCUGCCUCAAGAAAUGAAGCCUAUAGCCAUGGAGAUGGGCAAAAACUGCAUCCACUUCAAGGGUGAAGAGGGAUCGGACCUUUGCGAGGUGUCGUACCAACUGCACCAGUGCUGGCAGAAGGCCAGUCCUCAGCAUUACUUCCUUUUACGACGCUGAAAGAUGCCCGAUAAUACACUUAGGUAUACCGACCGUUGAAGAAUCCUUAUUUAAAGAAGCCCAUUAUGUAACCUUAAAUAUUAUGCCUACCUAACUACAUGUAUUUUUCUGUUGCAAUAAAAUUAAAUAUUCGCCUAUACAAUUUGUAGGUACUUACCUGAUAAA
Messenger RNA from Plutella xylostella (diamondback moth), 690 nucleotides. RefSeq names its product general odorant-binding protein 83a. The record is from RefSeq and is a predicted model, not a curated record. Gene Ontology annotation, molecular function: odorant binding. NCBI's taxonomy places the organism in Eukaryota, Metazoa, Arthropoda, Insecta, Lepidoptera, Plutellidae. Gene Ontology annotation, biological process: sensory perception of smell.